UAUAGUUGUAAUGGUUACAUCUAGAUAAUUUAGCAUUACACCGAUAAAAAAAAAAUUAAAGUUUGUUUAGAGUUAAAGAAAAGUGCUUUUUCGUAUUCAGCACACUUGAUAACCUGGAAAAUAUUCUAUUUUUAGCAGGGGUACCGUCAAAAAGUUAAGAAAAAUUUUCAAACAAAUUGACGCAGAAAAAUCCCCGUGGUAAAAUUAAGCAAUUUUAAAAAUUUUUCUUAACUUUUUGGCGGUACCCCUCGCUAAGAAUAGAAAAUAUUCCAGGUUAUCAAGUGUGCUGAAUACGAAAAAGCACUUUGCUUUAACUCUAAAUGAACUUUAAUUUUUUGUCGGUGAUAUGUAUUCAUAUUCAAAUAUGAAUAAUUAUAUUUAUCUAGAUAUUUAUAUUCAUAUUCAGUCCUCGCUUUUCAAAGUUGUGAACGGACGUAUUUUGUAAUAUCGUCUGUUUGUUUCUUUCUUCUAAUAUAACUGUACAUUAGUACGUACAUGUGGUUUUUAAUCAAAUUGAAAACUUACUGGCAUUUUUAACAAUUUAUUAAAGUAAAUAUAUAUUUUUUUUGUAUAAUUAAUGGUGGCAUAUGAUGGUUAUAAGAAAUCUAAUAAAAUAAGACAUGAAAAGGAAGAUAUUGUGAAUGGAAAUCGUAUGAGACGAAUAUUGGAUAGCUAUGAACAAAAAAGGAAAAUGAAAAGACAUCUUUCUAAUAAUGAAGAAAGUGUGGAGAAUGAUGGUGAAUGGAUACAAGUGAAUGGUAAAAGAAAAGUUCAAAAACGCGAGGUAAAUCAACGGAAUCAAUUAUCUGAUUUUGAUGAAGAAGAUUACGAUGAAAGAUUGGUUAACAAGAUAUUGAUGGACAAAAAAGAAUCAUACAACAAGAGUAAUUAGUAACUCAAAUAUAACGAUAGCGUCAUCGAUUCAGUCUUCUAAAUCUAUUAAUAAACAACAUAUUAACAAUGUAAGAUAUAGGAGUGAUGAUGAUGGGCAAAAUAGUAGUGAAAUAUCAUAUCAAGCAUUGAAGUAUGCAUCGGAUAAUUCAUUAGCUCUAGUGAAAAUUGUAUGUGAACCAAAACUACAAAAGCAAAAUCAAGGUAUGGCUGUUAUUCAACAACUCUUUAGGUAUAUAGAGGUUGAUUUUCGUCGAAAUUAUCCACACUUAGGAACUAAAGCCCUGGGAUUUGAACAUUGGUGGAUUAAGCGCAACGGGGAUUUGAUGGGAGUAACUAAGUGUAUUGAUGUGUAUGUUUAUUUAUGUGAUUCAAAACAUUGUCCGUUGUCAAUAAAUAAUAUUCAAUUAAAGCCUAUAUUACCAAAACAUUUACCUGUGCAACUUUCAAUGAUGAUAAAAUUUGUUGAUAACUGUAUUUCAGUUGACGAAGUUAAGACUGAAUUAGAAGGACAAUUCACAAAAAUGUUUGCUAUUGUUGACAUUUCUGGAAGUAAAAAUAUGAGAAAUAGACAUGUACGAAUGGACCUAGCGUCAAAAACACUCACGAUUCCAACAUAUAAACAACAUCAAGAGUUUAGUUUGAAAAUGAAAUUGAUAAACGAUGAAUUAGAGGAAAUAAAACGUGAACAUGCGAAAGACAAAAUAUCAUUUAAACGGAGAUACGACAAUCAAUUAAAGAAAACAAAUCAGGAAAUUGAUAUAUUAAAAACACAAAUCAAAAUACAAAAUGAAACGAUUAAAGACAUGUACACCGCAGUUAUUGAAAUUGUAUCAGCUAUACAUCAGACAAUAAUAGCACUGGGUGGAGUAAUCGAAAUUGACAAUAGUGAUAAUGACAACGAAAGUAUUCAACUAAAUUAUAAUAAAAUACUUCAUGAACUAUCAAAAACAUCAGAAAUGGUACUCGACCGUACCGAUCUACUUCAAAAACUUCAUGAAAAGUUAAUGGGUGUUAUGGAAAAACAAAAUGAACUUCUGGUAACAAGUUUAGUUGAAAUAUCAGAUACUGAAAAUGUCUAG
Didymodactylos carnosus is the source of this 1973-nucleotide messenger RNA. The record is from the annotation of a GenBank genome assembly. Lineage: Eukaryota; Metazoa; Rotifera; Eurotatoria; Philodinida; Philodinidae.